Molecule: messenger RNA, 905 nt
Organism: Cloeon dipterum
Lineage: Eukaryota; Metazoa; Arthropoda; Insecta; Ephemeroptera; Baetidae
Gene: Rsph9
Product: Radial spoke head protein 9
Exons: 6
Coding region: 16-843 (275 amino acids)
Biological process (GO): axoneme assembly; cilium movement involved in cell motility; motile cilium assembly
Cellular component (GO): axoneme
Source: RefSeq, a predicted model, not a curated record
UCACACCUCGACCGCAUGAUCUGCCUGCUGGUGGGAUGCGCGCGACGUGUGAGCGUGUUUAAUGCGCGGCCCGUGCACUUCAUCACUCAUUGCAGCCGACACAGUGAGGUUGAAUUAGGCGAAUUUCUCAGCUCAGAGCAAAAAAUCCUGAUAUGCUCGUCUAUAAAAACGCUGCGGGACGAGAACAAACUAAAGGUGCUCAAAUUCUGGGGACGGAUCAGCGGCAUCGUCAACGACUACUUCCUCCUCCAAGGGUUCACCUCUGACUGCUUCAGGAACGUUAAGUACUUCUACAGCCACGAUCUGAUUGACUGGGUCAGGUUGCCCAGGGUCGAGCCAGAGGCCCUGCGGCUCUUGGACGACUGCACCUCCUUGUUCACCGGCAUUCCCAGCCACGUCUUUACCUUCAUGUCCCCAUUGGACCAACAAGAAGUUCGGCUGAAAGAGGAGGACCGGCUGACCGCGGCGGUGGUUGUCAUAAACAACGAAAUGUCCAUUAUCCCUCGCAGCGCCUUUUUGAUUGGAUCAUACAACCAAACCAUGAAAAACAAAAUGUUCAAAGGCCUGCCGUUUGACAAGUCGGCCGACCAAAAUUCCUACGUCCACUUUGAGGACCUGCGCGGCUCCAAGGUGAUGUUCCCCCUGCUCGACUCCACCAACACCAUCGAGACCGAUUUUCCUCCAGCCUGGAAGCUGCAACACGAGCAGGAGGGCCAGGUGGCUGUGGUCAGGAGCCAGUUGUGGCCCGGACUGACCUUCCACCACCAAGUUGACUCGCCGGUUUACGGCUGGACUUACUUUGGCGACGGCAGACGCAACUGGGACAUCUGUUACAUGAUCUGAUUAACUUGUUUGAAAGGCGGCCCUGUUUGCGUUGCACUCCAAAUAAACCCCGUUCACAUUCG